Messenger RNA from Parathielavia appendiculata, 748 nucleotides. RefSeq lists its product as uncharacterized. Bases 102 to 596 code for a protein of 164 amino acids. NCBI's taxonomy places the organism in Eukaryota, Fungi, Ascomycota, Sordariomycetes, Sordariales, Chaetomiaceae. The transcript has a single exon. The record is from RefSeq and is a predicted model, not a curated record.
AAACCAGACGUGUGCCCUGGGACUGGAGGACAAAAGUAUGCUGGGGGAGACUGGACUCAAAGCUCAUUUGAGGGCUACAGGACGCAAGGCAACGCUACGAUAUGCUUAGGAGAGGACAACAAAGGGACGAACAUUCUUACCAGAGGAAGCCAUGCCACAUAAAAUCAGAAGGGAACAAUAACCAGCCAGACGAACAACAUCGUCUUCAUCACGCCAACAAAUCACGAAACAGUCCGCCCAGUGCACACUUAACCCAAACUCGACACCCAAAAUACCGUACCAAUUUCGCACUCGCAUUGCCAAUCUCAGUACGCCGGCCCCCGUGGCCAUUACGGCCGAUUCCAACCCAUCCACUGGCUGCACUACGGACAGCCCGGACAGUAGCCGACGGUUUGGAUGGCCGCGGCGGGCCAUUCCUCAGCCGUCAGGAUCCGCCGGAGGGCAGCCUCGCGCAGGCCGAGCUCGUAGCCAAAGGCAUACACAUUGUCGCCGUGGUCAACGAAGUUGUUUCGCAGCUCGACGAGUCGCUGGACGCUGGGGUGGAUGUUAGGGUGGAAGUGCAUGUUGGCCGGUUCGGCGCGCUUCGCCGCGGUUGAGUGCGGCUUCUUUCUCUCAUGAGCAUCGCUUGGAGGAGUCGGGCUCGCUGGGCGAUGUGGUGGUGGGUUUGGCUCUCAGAAUUGGGGACGUUGUUGUGGAGUUCGUCCUCGUCCUCUUCCUCGUCGUCGUCCUCGUUGUCGGCUGAGGCGUA